UAACGUCACUUCUAUUCAAACCUUUCUCCUGCUCUCUUAUUUUCUCUCUCCUCUAGUUCAUAUUCUCUCACUAAAAAUAUGGAAAAAUCACAAUGGACAUAAGAGAUGAAAUGCAAAAUCAGAAGGAUCAUCCAAAGAAGAGAAAAACAAAAAAUGCUUCAAAAUCUACUGGAAAUCAAGAAGAUAUGCCGCUAAAUAAAAUGUUUGGCACCAAAAAGAAGAAAGUGGCAAAGAGUCCUACUGUAGAUCCGAAAUUACUCAAUAAGAUUUCGAAAAAAGUUGUUGAAGAAGAGGAAAAUCAAAACAACAGAGUUAACGAUGAAGUCGAACCACCAAAAUAAGGAGAAAAACAACCAUAAAGAACGAUCAAAAGAUGCAAGAAAAGAAGGGGAAAAACAACCAGAAAAACCUUCUAAAGAAGCACAAAAGGUUCAAUCAAAAGCAACAGAGUUACCAAAAAAAAAGGGUGAAGCAUAUUGUAACAAAAAAUAAAUCAUCAAACAACUGUUCGGAAGCCUCCUCAAGCAAGAGUACAGCUAAAGAUCAACAGAACAAGCAAAACUCAAAGACACAAAAAAACAAUGAGAAAGAUGGAGGUGUGAAAGAAAAGGAAACUCUAAAAACUGAAAAAGUUAAGGUGGAGAAGGGGAAACAAAGUGAGAAAGUUGAUGGUGUAAAAAAUGAGAAAGCACAUAAAAAAAGAAAGAGAGAUGCAAAUGAAGAUGUACAUGAGGUGGUAAAACUUGCUGAUGCUGAAGAUUUGGAUGAUUAUGGUAAGUUGCAAGUGAGGGUUGGGCAUUUCAAAUUCAUGACAUUUGUAUCAAAUUUGAGCCCUUCUCAAAAGCAAGCAAUUAUUGACAUGGGAUUUGGAGCUUUACUCGAUGUAAAUCUUCCACAAAAUGACCAAUCAUUUUCUGCUUGGCUUAUGCAUUGUUUCGAAGAGAAUAGCCGCACACUUUAUCUUCCGUACAACAAAUCUAUUGUUGUUUGUGAAGAAGAUGUUGAAGUUGUGUAUGGAAUCCCGAGAGGGGAGAAAGAAGUGAAGGAGGUAGAAGAUGAGGAACAAGAAGAGACUCCUUUGACUAGAUGGAGGAAAGAUUGAGGUGUUGUGUCUGGUAGCCCUAAAACACACAAUGUUCUGAAGAAAUAUGAGUCUGAGGAAGAAAAAGAGAAAAAGAUGGAAAUCAUGGAAGCAAAGAUGAACAAAAGGAAACUGGAAAUGAACACAGAACCUGCAAAAGUGAACAAUGGUGAAUUUGAUGAAAUCUUCAUUAUCGAUUUCAUUGUGUUGGCUGUAAAUUGCUUCAUGAAAAGCAGCCAAAGCAUACACUUGCACUACAAGUUUCUGUUCUCAAUUAAGAAUGUGUUUGAAAUCAAGUAAUACAAUUGGUGCAAGUAUGUCCUUGAUAGCUUAAUGGAUACAAGCAGUUCUUGGAAAUUGAAUCCAAAAGGGUUUUACAAAGGACCUUUGCCUUUUCUUCUGUUGUUUUACUUUGAUCGCAUUCAAAAGAAAAGCAUCAUGCCACCAAGAACUCCUCCUAUCAUAUCUGUAUGGACAAAGGAUAUGGUGGUCGAAAGGAUGAAGUUGGAGAGCCAUGGAGUUGGAUUGGGUAAUAUUUUGCCUGGAGUUAAAAUCAAAAGGAAAACAACACAAGAAGAAUGUACUAAUAUACCAAUGGCCAAGGAGGAAUUUAUGGAAGAGUUUAUUAGUGUGGUCAGAACUAUGGAAGGGAAUUGUGAAAAAUUAUGUGAAAUGAUAAAGCAUGCUGAAGAGCUUUUCCCAAAUAAUCUUCUUUACAAAACAGUGGGAGAUUAUAUGCAAAAGAAAUUUAAGGAUCCUUCAAAUCCUUCAAUUUUGAGUCAAGAUGAAGAAUUAUUUGGAACAAAUUCUUUCUUGAAUGCUUUAGAUAAGGUUGAAAAGGAGUAUUUGGAGAAAGUACAAGCUGAAAAGAAAGCAAGAGAAAAAGAAGAGGCAAAGGGGAAGAAAGUAAGAGAGUCAUUCGAUCCACAAAAUGCUUGGAAUUUAGGGAUCGACAAAGAACAAACUCCUAGUCCAAUGGUUCAUCCAACUGAGACACAAAUUGGACAAAACAUUGAUUUGAACCUCGGGCUAGGUAUGGGAGGGUUAAGUAGUGUAGGUGUGGAGCAGGAGCAACCGGUGAUUGAAGCAUCGGAAUUUGAUCAUAUGUUCAAAACUCAAGACCCUACAUUUGAGGACAUUUUGAACAACCCAUUGAAUCCAGAAUUUCAAUAUGCAGGAUCUAAAGGAGAAUCGAAAAAUCCAGGAAAUGUGUCAAAGGACAAAACAACAAGUGAAAUUGAAAUUGGCAAACGACCUAUAAGACAAGUUCACAAUUUGCCUGCUUGUCUCAAAUCACCAUUCAUGGUAAAAUACAAAGAUUUAUUCAAGGAUGUGAAUGCAAUGAAUGCAACAAUUUCUGACUAUGCAUUCAAUGAUGGUCCUAACAAUGAGGUGAUGUACUUUGAUGGAGAAACUAGUAUUAACAGAUCUCAAAUGAAGACACUAGGCACAGAUGAAGAAAUUGACAAUUCCAUUAUUGAUGCUUGGGCUACAAUUUUAAAUUACAAGUGUCGAAAAAACAACAUUUACUUUAGCACAAUUCCUUAUGUGAUAGUGUGCACAGACCACAUUGUUAAGAAAGAGGGUGACACGAAAAAAAGAAUUUCAAAAUUCAUUUCCAGACUUCAAAUUGAAAUGAAAAACAGCGGUAUCAAAAAAAUAAAAGAAGUCAAACAAUUCUUUUUCCCAGUGUCAGCAAUUAACCACUUCUACUUGGUUUGCUUCAACAUGUAUAAUGCCACUGUUGAUAUGAUUGAUAACAGAAAGCUUCCCAUGAAUAUGAAAGCAAAAGACAAAUACGGUACCUCUCCCAUAAAAAUGCUUUUAUAGGGUUUUUGAAAAGCCAAAAUUACAAUGAAAAACAACUGGACUUUCAAGCCUAACUUGAUAAAAAUGAAUUGGAGGAGAAAUUGGGACCAUAAGAAUUGUGGUGUUUAUUUGUUGAAGCAUAUGGAAACAUACACAUCAGAACCUUCAGUAGAAUGGGUUUGUGAUCUGAAAGCUGAUAAUAUUGGUCAAAUCAGAAAGUUAAGAGUGAAGUAUUGUGCUAAGAUAUUACUAAGCAAUACCAACAGAGAAGCAUACAGAAUAAAGAUGGCUGCAAGACGAAGGAUGGAAGAAUCAAAUUAAUUUUUAUAGUUAAUAACUUUGCAAAGACAACUUACUUUAAUAGUUGUGGAUUCCUUUUAUGACUUGAAACAUCAGUUUGCAUUAUAUUUUGCAUUUAAA
Messenger RNA from Chenopodium quinoa (quinoa), 3310 nucleotides. RefSeq lists its product as uncharacterized. The transcript is spliced from 14 exons. The record is from RefSeq and is a predicted model, not a curated record. Bases 1415 to 2911 code for a protein of 498 amino acids. NCBI's taxonomy places the organism in Eukaryota, Viridiplantae, Streptophyta, Magnoliopsida, Caryophyllales, Amaranthaceae.